Molecule: messenger RNA, 424 nt
Organism: Schistosoma turkestanicum
Lineage: Eukaryota; Metazoa; Platyhelminthes; Trematoda; Strigeidida; Schistosomatidae
Source: the annotation of a GenBank genome assembly
UUUGAUUUAUCUCCAAGACUUCAUUUAUGUUCUCUUCCAAUGGAGUUAUUUGCUGAACUAUUACAUUAUUUACCAUUAACCUCACUUGGUUCAUUAAUGUUAUGCAAUCAUCAACUACAUGAUCGUAUACGUGAUUGUAAUACAAUUUGGCGUAUUCAAUUAAUGCGAUUAAAUGCCAGAAGCUAUCAAACACCUAACCGCCGCCAACAAUCAUCACCAUCAUUGUCAUCUUCAGUUGAUCAAGCUCAACUGAUGAAAACAUCCUUAUCACCAACGCAUCAAUCGCACACUACUUUAUUACAUGAAAACCAACAGAAUAUCAAUAAGCAAACGGAAUUCACAACCGUCACUGCUGAUGAUAAUGAGGAUAACGAUGAUGAUGAUGAUGUUAUCAAUGGGGAUGAAAUUGAUUUGAAUGAUAGAA